CAAGUGGUGUGGAACAUGGUAACUGCCACAGAAGAAGAUACCGGGAAGGAUGAUUGUGUGCGCCCUCGAGGGACAGGGCUGGGGCUCAGGCACUGUCAAUGCGUCAUGCUUUUCCUGGGCUAUGCAAUUGCCUAUACAAACAGAACCUCUCUCUCCCUGGUAGUCGUCGGAAUUCAAGAAGAGGAAAAGAGAUUUCAGAAGGCCGUGUUGACUCCAGGUCAAAUUGGCAUGAUGCUGAGUUCCUUCAUGUGGGGCUAUGCAGUGGCUCAGGUCCCGUUAGCUCACUUGGUGAGGAUAUGGAGCGCCAAAAAGGUUUUAGGAAUUGGUCUACUGAUAAAUGGACUUAUCAGUAUUUCAACUCCAAUUAUCUUUGAUGAAGGUGGCUGGAUGUAUCUAUGUGCAAGCAGAGUUGUCAUGGGCCUCUGUCAGGCCUGUCUCCCAUCCUGCUGCCACACUGUUUUAUCUAAAUGGGUACCUCUCACCGAACGUGGACGCCUGAGUUCUGCGACCUUAUCUGGAUCAGAACUGGGGGCGAUAGUUUCACUGCCAAUAACUGGGGCUCUGAUUGACGCCGCUGGAUGGAGAAGUCCAUCUUACGUCUUUGGUGCUGCUGCUCUCAUUUGGUCAGCCAUCUUCUUCCUCAUUGGGUCAGAUUCACCAGCUACAGCUUCUGGAAAGUCCUGUUGCGGGAUCAGUGACGCUGAGAAAAAGUAUAUCGAGAGCAGUCUUGGAGUUUCGGAGGGGGGAACAGCGGCCGUUGGCAAAAAGAGUUCGAAGACACCUUGGCUGGCCAUAUUAACGAGCCCACCAUUCUGGGCACUUCUUAUCGCGCAUUGUGGACAGAAGUGGGGGUAUUACAUGCUACUCACUGAAAUACCGAUUUACAUGGAUGGUGCUCUCGGAUUCAAUAUCAAAGAGAAUGGAGUGAAAUCAGCGAUUCCAUACAUAGUGCUGUUACUCCUGACGUUUCUUACGAGUUGUCUGUCAGACUGGGGUGAGAAGAAAGGAGUAUCACGAGGAUUAUUACGCAAAUUGUGCAAUACUGUCGGCCACUGGGGACCAGCACUGGCACUUGUUGGCCUUUGCUUCGUAUCACCAGGGGAUACGACCCUAUCAGUUGUACUGUUGGUUGUCGCUGUUGGAAUGAACGCCGGGGCUAUGUGUGGAUUCCAAAUAAAUCAUCUGGAUCUGAGUCUUGAAUAUGCUGGACUACUUAUGUCAAUCACCAAUGGUAUGGGAUCAGCUGUCGGGUUAUUGUCGCCUCUGGUUGUUGGACUGAUUGUCACUGAUUCGAAACGUACAGACCAGUGGCAGACGGUGUUCCUCAUGACAGCAGGAAUUUAUUUCGUGGGCAAUUUGAUAUUCAUUACGCUUGGAAGUGGUAAGACUCAAUGGUGGGAUAAUAGUGAAGAUUCUGACGAGUGUGAUAAGAAAGAGUCUUGGAGGCCCCGAAAAUCGUCCAUUGCUGUUAGUGAUGCUAAGGUACCUUAGGACUACUUUUUUUAAUUAAUGAACGUAAGUGAGAAAGACUGCUGAAACUUCAAAGUGCAAAAAAGUAACUUUCUGUAAUGGAAAAGUGAGGUGAUUUAUGUAAUUUAGUAUUAUUCAUUGUAGGCAGUGCACCAAGAAGAUUUCAAUGUAUAAUGAAGAUAAAGUCACUGUUAAUUAUAAUGAUUAUAGAGAA
This is a messenger RNA of Diachasma alloeum, 1684 nucleotides long. RefSeq names its product putative inorganic phosphate cotransporter. Bases 16 to 1491 code for a protein of 491 amino acids. Gene Ontology annotation, cellular component: plasma membrane. Gene Ontology annotation, biological process: transmembrane transport; monoatomic anion transport. Gene Ontology annotation, molecular function: transmembrane transporter activity. The record is from RefSeq and is a predicted model, not a curated record. Lineage: Eukaryota; Metazoa; Arthropoda; Insecta; Hymenoptera; Braconidae. The transcript has 7 exons.